This is a messenger RNA of Coniosporium apollinis CBS 100218, 1293 nucleotides long. RefSeq lists its product as uncharacterized. Lineage: Eukaryota; Fungi; Ascomycota; Dothideomycetes. The record is from RefSeq and is a predicted model, not a curated record. The transcript has a single exon. The coding region runs from base 1 to 1293 and encodes 430 amino acids.
AUGAGCGGAAGACCAAGCCGUUAUUCAGCAAAGCUUUCGGCGGUAGGCGGCCGUUGCAGGCUCCUUGAACUUCCUCGCGAACUCAGAGACAUCAUAUACGAAUACGGUCUAUCAGAUCCUGCAGGACUGGAAUACAUAUCUCCGCCGUGUCCUUCGUAUGCUCCUAACUACUGGCCGCUGAAAGCUCGCGCACCUAUCGGCACCGGGAUACUCCGCACCUGCAAGCAAAUCUACCACGAAGCCCAUCUCACACCGCUUCGUAAGAACGCGGUGCAUGUUCACAUCGAUAAGGACGACCCCGAGGGACACAAUGGCCUAUGCGAAGCAUCUUCUUUCUUCACGGCAAUCGGUCCAACAAGGUUGCGCGAGAUUCGAGACGUGAUUAUCUACGACUCUAUGACGGCACCGGUCGGGGACGACAGGGCUUUUACGAUCUCAGAGUUUUGCUGCCGUGAAGCAUACCGCAGCCACUUCGAGGCUCUCAUCAAGACCAUGAACGUCCACACAAGGAUGCGCGUUCGCAUGGUCAUCUUCUUCGAUGGGUACGGUAUCGAGGAAUGGGAGAGGCUGGGAUCUGCAACUCCUUUCUGGGCGAGCAUUGUGGGCAAAGCCAUCCGCUUUCCAAAAAUUUUGAGCUUCGAGUUCCGAUUUGCGUGGGAAGCGAUGCCCACUAGGCACCGAAUCAGCUUUCAUGCGUUCCAUCAUCGUUUCAAUCAGCUGUUUACCGAGGAGGCUCUUUUCAGCCAGCUGUUUGGCGAGGAGGCUCUCAGCAGCAAUAUCGAUAGUCGAUGGGCCCGGAUCUCGCGUGCGCUAGCGCAGUGGACACUCCGACUUUCGGAUUAUACGGACGCUAUGCCCGAUCGCAGAAGUCAUCCGUUCUUCGAAAUGAUGGGAAUGCUCGGAAAAGUGAAGCACAUUCGUCAGGAAGAACUCCCGGAUUGGUGGAGGCAAUCAGAGCAGCCAGAUAUUGAACCACAGCGGAUCGGCAUCGGCAUCGGCCUCAACAUCUUAGGGUUAGUUGGCGAAGUGACCGCUGCCUUGCUGCUGCUAGAGCUGGCAGUUGUCUGGCCUCUGAUAGCUUUGAAGAAGCUGGAUGCGGUUCCGUUGGACUUCGAAGGGCUAGGUUGGACCCUGUACCUGUGGCGCAAUUUUUCUGACUGGGAAGUGAAAGCACUCUGGAACGAGCGUGGCAGACGGCUGGCCGCCGAAAAGUCUCAGGCGUUGCUUUUCCACUUCUUUACAUUAGGCAUCUUAAGUACAUUGAGUGCAUUAAGUUUCGUAAUGCCUACCUAG